AAGAAGCAGUGGGCCAUGCGCGUCUGUGUAUGCGGAAGUUCCAGCAGCUCGACGCCUAAGGCUUAUCUUGACGCCAGCAAGGAGCUGGGAAGGUUGUUGGCAGAGAGGGGACACAUCUGUGUCAACGGGGGAGGUAAAACAGGCUGCAUGGGAGCGCUCAACGAUGGAUGCAUCCAUGCUGGCGGGACCACAAUUGGCGUAAUACACGAGAUGUUUGUUGUGGAUGGCGAAGAACACACAGGGUUGACGCAGAUGAUCGUUGCCCGCGGUGAUUGCCUGGCAGAGCGAAAGAAAUUACUGGUAGAGGGUGCCGAUUGUGUCAUUGCACUGCCAGGAGGUGUGGGUACGUGGGAUGAACUUUGGGAAGUUGUUGCAGAGGUCUCUUUAGGGUUCAAGAACAUCCCGAUCGUUGUGAUCAACACGAAUGGCUUUUACGACAGCUUCAAAGCGAUGCUUGCCAAGGCCAUGGAGGACAAGUUGAUUUACAAGGGCCCUGAGACUCUUGUUCGCUUUGAGUCAAGUGUAGUGGCAGCACUGAACUUUGCUGAGAGGAUGCACUGGAAGAAAGGAGCACAGAACCACCAAGGCUGA
Guillardia theta CCMP2712 is the source of this 591-nucleotide messenger RNA. RefSeq lists its product as hypothetical. Gene Ontology annotation, biological process: cytokinin biosynthetic process. Bases 16 to 591 code for a protein of 191 amino acids. Gene Ontology annotation, cellular component: cytosol. Gene Ontology annotation, molecular function: hydrolase activity, hydrolyzing N-glycosyl compounds. The record is from RefSeq and is a predicted model, not a curated record. The transcript is spliced from 3 exons. NCBI's taxonomy places the organism in Eukaryota, Cryptophyceae, Pyrenomonadales, Geminigeraceae.